Molecule: messenger RNA, 942 nt
Organism: Arvicanthis niloticus (Nile rat)
Lineage: Eukaryota; Metazoa; Chordata; Mammalia; Rodentia; Muridae
Product: olfactory receptor 8K5-like
Biological process (GO): G protein-coupled receptor signaling pathway
Cellular component (GO): membrane
Molecular function (GO): olfactory receptor activity; G protein-coupled receptor activity
Source: RefSeq, a predicted model, not a curated record
AUGGGGCAAAAGAAUACAACAUCACUGCCUGUGUUCAUCUUGAUGGGAAUUACAAAGAACACUGAGUUUCAGCUUCCUUUGUUUGGGGUCUUCUUCAUCAUCUAUGCAGUUACUGUUGUGGGCAACCUGGGCAUGAUUAUUUUGACCAAACUGGACUCUCACCUGCACACCCCUAUGUACUUUUUCAUCAGACACCUGGCUUUUAUUGAUCUUGGAAAUUCCACUGUCAUCUGUCCCAAGAUGCUGGUGGAUUUUGUUAUGGAUGAAAAAACCAUUUCUUUCUAUGAAUGUGCCACACAGUUGUUUUUCUUCCUUAUGUUCAUUAUCAGUGAGUUUUUUAUCUUGUCUGCAAUGGCCUAUGACCGCUAUGUGGCCAUCUGCAACCCUCUGCUCUACAGUGUGAUCAUGUCUCAGAGACUUUGCCAUGUGAUCGUGGGCAUUCCAUACAUUUACAGCACCUUCCAGGCUCUGCUGUUCACCAGUAAGAUUUUCACAUUAUCUUUCUGUGGCUCGAACAUCAUCAGUCAUUUCUACUGUGAUGAUGUUUUCUUGUUACCUAUGUUGUGUUCACAUGCAGAAGAAAUACAAUUGCUGAUCAUAUUAUUUUCAGCACUGAAUUUGAUCUCCUCUCUUCUGGUAGUCCUUGGAUCAUAUGUUCUGAUUCUGCUAGCCAUAUCUCAGAUACAUUCUGCAGAAGGUAGAAGAAAAGCUUUCUCUACAUGUGGAUCUCAUCUGACAGUGGUUGUGGUAUUCUAUGGUACUCUAUUCUUUAUGUAUUUACAACCUAAAUCUACUCACUCCUUAGAGAAUGACAAAAUAGCCUCUGUGUUUUAUACUUUAGUGAUACCCAUGCUUAACCCAUUGAUAUACAGUUUAAGGAACAAAGAGGUUAAAAAUGCCUUCUACAGGGUAUUAAAGAAUCAAUUUAAAAUGAAUACUUAA